AUGGCACCAGUCGUCGACGUCCACACACACAUCUACCCGCCGGCAUAUGUCUCGCUGCUUCGCUCACGCACUGAUGUUCCCUAUAUGCGCACCUUUGCCGACAACCCUUCAGCCGGAGAAAGACUUGUGAUUCUGCCCAGCGAAGAUGCAGCAACAUCAACUGCACGCGGUCGUCCCAUUGGCCCCGAAUACUACGAGGAAGAGGAAAAGAUCAAGUUCAUGGAUAAACACAACAUCGACAUCAGCGUCAUAUCCCUUGCAAAUCCAUGGCUAGAUUGGUGCGAUGCAUCCGAUGCUGCCUCUGUAGCAACACAGAUAAACGACGAUGUUGAGCAAGUCUGUUCUCGUCACCCGGGUCGCUUGUACGCCUUUGGUACACUACCGCUCAGUGCGGGUGCAGAUGCAGUCGUCGCUGAGAUCAAACGAUUGACCACACUCUCACACUUCCGCGGUGUUAUCAUUGGUACUUCAGGUCUGGGGAAUGGAUUAGACGACCCAGCUCUCGAGCCCAUCUGGGCUGCUCUGCAAUCUACCAAACAGCUCGUCUUUUUGCACCCUCAUUACGGUCUUCCUGCCUCCGUGUAUGGCGAUAGAGCAGCAGAGUAUGGGCACGUCCUUCCACUCGCUCUGGGUUUUCCUCUCGAAACCACCAUCGCCAUUACCCGCGCCAUUCUCUCAGGCGUCUUCGACAAGUUUCCUGGUCUGGAGAUGCUGCUUGCCCACUCUGGUGGUACAUUACCUUUCCUCGCCGGCAGAAUUGAGUCCUGCAUUGCCCACGACGGGCAUUUGAAGCAAGCGAGCAAGAUUGCAGGAAGAAGAUCCAUCUGGGAUAUUCUGAAGGCAAAUAUCUAUCUCGAUGCAGUAGUUUACGGUGAAGCGGGAUUGAAGGCUGCCAUGGAGGCCAGCGGAAAAGACAGAUUGAUGUUUGGCACUGACCAUCCAUUCUUCCCUCCGCUUGAAGACGAGGACAACGAAUGGCUUUCUGUCAAGACGAAUGAGAAGGCUGUGAGUGGAGUCUUUGGCUCAGAUGAUCAGGGCAGGGAUGAUGUGAUGGGUGGAAACGCGGUCAGAGUAUUGAGGUUGGGGUGA
This is a messenger RNA of Aureobasidium namibiae CBS 147.97, 1089 nucleotides long. RefSeq names its product uracil-5-carboxylate decarboxylase. Gene Ontology annotation, cellular component: cytoplasm; cytosol. The record is from RefSeq and is a predicted model, not a curated record. The transcript has a single exon. Gene Ontology annotation, biological process: secondary metabolic process. Lineage: Eukaryota; Fungi; Ascomycota; Dothideomycetes; Dothideales; Saccotheciaceae. Bases 1 to 1089 code for a protein of 362 amino acids. Gene Ontology annotation, molecular function: hydrolase activity; carboxy-lyase activity.